AAUCUGUACCCCCAACUACCCCUGCGCUGCGCCCCACUCGACCCGAGCCUCCAUUCUCGCUUUCUCUCGCUCUCUCUCUCUCUCUCUGUCUGUCGCUCUCGUCUCACAUGCAGUGAAGCACACCCCCUCCAAACACCUGCCGCCACACACCGACAUCCAUCAUCGCACCAUCCCCCCGCCCGGCGACCAAGAGACCCCAGCGCUCCGUUUCUGGGGUUACGAUUCCUCAUUCUCGUCCUCCUCUUGGCCUCUUGCGCGAUUGCCGCAUCUCCGUGAUCGCCGCCUCUGCAACGCUCGAUAUCAAUGAUAGGAAAUACAAAAUUGAUAGGAGAUGCUUCUGUAAUACCCCCUUCCCCUAGAGACCCCACCUUGGCGCAAUGACACUCUACUCCCUUUUCCUCGCGCCUGCCACUGCCCUGCUCUGUCAGGGAAAGAGGGCUCUGCCUAGGAGAGAGCCUUCGAUUCCAUCUUCUGCUGCAUCCUCCUGAUAGUGACCAGAGCAUGAAGGAGAAGCACUUUUGGAACCCUCCGACUGCUGCCUUCGGUUGAAGUCCCUGCGCCUCCUGCCUCAUUCCGUCCGCUGCUCUAUCAAAAGCCAUAAUGUGUGUUGGGGUUUGGAGACCUGACCUUUGAUGGCUGUCAAGCACCACAUCCUGUUUUCCAGGCUUAGAGUUCUUGGAUUUUGUCGAGUUCUGUCAUCCUGCACCCCUCAGGCGCUCUCUGAAGUACUUGCCUCCAUCGGCAGCCUUGAUGAUAUCGAAGCUAGCCUUAAUCAGUUAGAUGUUGAGGUUACACCAGCAAUUAUCACUCAAGUCAUCAAUUCUUGUAACUGCAAUACGGGCGGCGGCAGCAGCAGCACCCGAAAGCUUCUUCGUUUCUUCUCCUGGUGUCGGUUGAAGAACCCUGCUGCCCUGGGGGAAGAGGCCUUCAACCAUGCGAUCCAGACCUUUGCAGAGUUGGGCGAUAUCACUGCCGUGGGCAUCUCUAUCGCAGAUCUGCACAAGGAAGGAGGGAAGUUGUCCCCGGCAACAUUCUCUUUGGUGGCUGAGACUCUUGUCAAAGCAGGCAAGGAGGACGAGGCCGUCCGCCUAUUGAGGGACUUGGAGAGGAAGAAAUUGUUGCCAUGUUGUGAUGGCACGGGGAAAAGUGUCUGGUCGAGCAGCCUUGCGAUUGUCCACGCGCUGUGCGCUAAAGGCCAUGCCCGCAAGGCACAGGGCGUCAUCUGGCACCACAAGAGCGAGCUCUCAGUGGGUUUCGCUGCUAGUGUUGUGCAACGGAGCCUCCUUCAUGGGUGGUGCGUCCGUGGGAACAUCAAGGAGGCCCGCCGAGUGAUGGGUGACAUGAAGUCACUAGGCAUUCUGCUGGGUCUCCCGUCGUACAACGACCUCCUCCGAUGCAUCUGCUACAGAAACCUCAGAUUCAAUCCUUCUGCCCUCGUCUCAGAAGCCACAGAUUUGUUGGCAGAGAUGAGGUCCUGUGGCAUUCUUCCCACUGCCUCCAGCUUCAACAUCUUGCUAUCUUGUCUUGGCAAGGUGAGGAGAGUAAAGGAAGCUUAUGGAAUCCUCUACUUGAUGCGACAGGGAAAGGCAGGAUGCUCCCCUGACUGGGUCAGCUACUAUCUUGUUAUCAGAGUACUGUAUCUUUCAGGGAGAUUUGUUAGGGGUAAUAAGCUCAUGGAUCAGAUGCUUGAUGAUGGGUUGAGUCCAGAUGUCAAAUUCUACCAUGGUCUGAUUGGUGUUCUCUGCGGAGUGGAGAAGGUGGACCAUGCCCUCAACGUGUUUGAGCAAAUGAAGAAGUUUUGUGCACGGAACACUGGACCAACCUAUGAUCUGCUGAUAGCCAAACUUUGUAGGAAUGGAAAAUUUGAGCAAGGAAGGAAUCUAUGGAAUGAAGCUGUGCAGAGGGGAAUCACUCUUAGAUGCUCAAGAGAUCUGUUGGAUCCUCUAAAAACAAUAGUUUUUAAACCAAGGCGACCGGUGAACAAGUUGCACCCAUGGGACUACAAGAAGGUAGGGUAUAGGCGGAUUAAGAGAGCUGCUCGAACCAAUAUGAAGAUGAAAAGGAGAAAGCCACACAAGUUUAUUAGCUGAGGCCAAAUGCUUUUGCGGAUUGCUUGAGAGCAGAGUAAUAAGGUUGUAGCGUCUGAUCUUAAUUUGGAUCCGGGAUUGCACAUGAAGGACGUACUAAUAAGCACUCAACCAUGUUGGACUCUCUUCGCUCUUCCGACGUCACUCUUGUUGCCAAUCAAAUGCAUACCAUUUUUUGCCUGGUGGAAUGAGACCUGGGAAUAGUUUUUUAGUCUCAAUUAUUUUUCCACCGAGUGUAUCAGAAAAUGUUCGGAUGAAAUCAGGUGUGCUAGGUAAGUGUGUCAUGUAUUUUCAGGACUGGCCAUAUCGAUUGAUAAUUCUCAAUCAAGUUUGCUUUCAGGAUCUGAUAUUUGUCUUGUAAAAACUGUCUGCGGAAUCGGCAGUUACUCUAUUAGAUCAAGUCAAAUGAAGAAUUACUGAAUCCUCCGUUUAGGAAACCUCCUUAAACUGGAUGGAGUUGAGGAGCUAGUUCUCCAAAUCGUGAAUACAGGUGAAGAACUCUACCUCUACGCACGAAUAUGAGUGAAGAGAUCUACAUCUACCGGAGGAUGCCCCUGAUUAAGCGAGGUUAAUGUAUUGGCCCUAACUUCUUGGAAAGACCCUCCCUUCCUUUAUUUGAGGAAAGUGAUCGAAAGGGAACAAGAGAAUUUGCAUGCUAAGCACAAUUCUGCUGUUUACAGAUAGCUGGUCCCUUUUGCUUAGACGUGCAAUCCUAGAAAGACAAAAGAUUAAGUUCCCAAGGUUGGUUAUUGUUUUGAUUUUCCAUACGAAUUUACUGUACAUGUUGUUGUCACGAUGUGUUGACACAUUUAUUAUAAUAAUUUUAGAAUGCGUAUGUAAAUCAAUUAUAGUCUUCCACCUUGUGCAUGACUAGUAAUAUAUUACUAAUAUAUAAGAAUAAUAUUUUGAAGGAUA
This is a messenger RNA of Ananas comosus (pineapple), 3002 nucleotides long. RefSeq names its product pentatricopeptide repeat-containing protein At5g61370, mitochondrial. Gene Ontology annotation, molecular function: protein binding. NCBI's taxonomy places the organism in Eukaryota, Viridiplantae, Streptophyta, Magnoliopsida, Poales, Bromeliaceae. The coding region runs from base 633 to 2090 and encodes 485 amino acids. The record is from RefSeq and is a predicted model, not a curated record. The transcript has 4 exons.